ACAGAAACAAGAAAACGCUGCAAUUCAACUUGAUGCCAUUUGCCUCACUGAGUCGAUGAGUGAAACUUCGGAUAAGGAGAACACAACUGUAACCUUGCCAGUUGUAUCCUUAUCCACCCCCAUAAAUCUUCUGGGAACUUGUAUGCCCAGCGCGCGCAGGUUGGUAGGUUUAGCUAUUCUCUUGUCUGGCAAGCGCUCUGUGGAGGCGUUUGGGGCUUCAAACAGACUUUUUUUAAUGUAAUUUCUGGGGGCUAUAUUUGCUGACGCGUCACAUCGUAAGGCGACUUGUAGCGUCUUAAACCACCGUGUCCGUGUACAAACCUGUGGAGUGUGCUCGGGUUUUUGGUCAGGGUUUACCGGGGUCUGAACUUUUUUAGUCAUCAGCCCAAUAUUGUUCCUCGUCCCAACGAUGGGCCAACGAGUCUGGAUUUUGUUGCUGGUGCUGUCAGCGGUGAUUCUGUGGGUGCAAGCUUGGCCCAGGACGGCACUGUUCGGCUACGAAACGGGUGGGCAAGAUGACGAAGAGACUUUCCUGAAGAGAGUCCGGCGCCAGAGCGAUAGAACCCCUACCACUCAGAGGCAGUCGAAGUACCUGUUGUCCAUACUCAACCAGCUGAUGAAUGACCUCAGUCUGGAAAUUUGCGAAGGAGAUAUCACCAAGGGGGUUCAGUGUCUGGAGGAGAAUCUUUGCGUACCAUGGGAAGGUAUCUGUGACGGUGACCAGGUAUGCGGACUGGAGACCAGAGCCGGUUGUCUCAACAGUUCCUCUGUGACUUAUGGCGUACCCCAAGAGAGACUAUGUAAUGGGGAUGAGAACGAGGACUGGUGCGUGCUGCCUCAGUAUGUCCCCAAAACUUGUGGUGAAAAAGUGGAAGUGCCGAAGGGUGGUAAAGCUACCGUCUACUCACCUUACUUCCCCGGCAGUUAUUUGGGUGACAUCAAAUGUGAGUGGUCCAUCCAAGCCCCACAGGGCACUCGCCUCAGCGUCAACGUCAAAAGCUUCGAGUCGGAAGAGAACUACGACUUCAUGAACAUAGGUCCAGGCAAGAUGGAGGAAGACGACAGCAAUUAUUACAUCUUUAAACACAGUGGACAGGCGCCUCCUUCGACACCUGCUUUUAGCACACCCGACAGUAACCUGUUCUUGACAUUUCAAACCGAUAUGUGGGUCACGUACAAGGGUUUUGAGGUUGAAUUUGCCGAUGUGGAUGCUUACGACCCUGGAGUUGACAUCAAUGACGUUUUGGAUGACGGUGCUGUGAACAAUACCUGCGGUGGGGAAAUCACACUCAAGAGCGACGAGGAGGAAACCAUCACUUCCCCGCAGUACCCUCAGAAUUAUCCCAACAACUAUCAGUGCGACUGGAUCAUCUCGAUUGAAGGUGGUCAGCGCGUUGGUGUCUCCUUUGAGACACUUGACUUGGAACCAGACGCAGAUUUUUUGGACAUCGGCACCGGCAGCAGUCCUGGUGCGCCUACGAUUCGGUUGACUGCCAACAAGCGCCCCGAGGAAGCGGUUAUGCUUGACUCUAGUACCAUAUGGAUGAGAUUGAAGACUGAUCGAAGUAUCAACAGACUAGGUUUCAAGGCUAAAGUCAGGGAACAGCCUUACAACGAAUGUGGAGGUAACGUCCCCAUCAGACGAGAUGGCUCAGCUGUCGUCGCUUCGCCUCAGUUUCCGGAUGUUGGCUACCAUCUCAACCAUAACUGCCUGUGGAAUAUCAAAGGUGACCCCGAGAGAGGUUUGACCGCCGUGUUCAAGGACUUCAACACCGAGAAGCAGUGGGACACGGUCUCGGUGGGAUUCGGACCCGAACCGGCCCGGGAUGGCUCCAAUUACGUCAUCGAGAACUGGAGCGGUGAUGCGCUGCCAGAACCGGCUGAGUUCACAACGGAUGAGAAUGAGAUGUGGAUCCACUUCAAGACAGAUGGUACUGUAAUCGAUCGAGGAUGGAAAGUACAGAUAUUCGACAGUAAUAUCAUGUCUUCAAACACCACAGUAGAAGAAAAGGCCAGGGUCAAACCAGACAGGGAUUGCGGGGGUACGGUUCGCUUCGAUCCUAGCAUGGGUAAGGCUGUCAUCACCUCUCCUGAUUAUCCGAACAAGUAUCGGCCCAUCCUGGAUUGCCAGUGGUUCAUUGACAUCCCCUACGAGGGGAAUGUCUUGCUGCACUUCGAGCAGUUCAACACCGAGAAGCACCGGGAUGUGGUCAGCGUAGGUACGGGCUCCAACCCGGACGACGAGUCCACGGCCCUUAUCAACAUGCACAGUGGCACUAAAAAACCCGAGGACGUCACCACGGACCAGAAAAAGCUCUGGGUCAGAUUCCUGACGGACUUCCAGACGGAGUUAAACGGAUGGAAGUUGGAUAUAAUCUCUGUCCCCACCCAAGACUGUGGUGGAUAUAUCAUGGUGCCAUCUAAUGCAUCUAUCUCCAUCGCUUCUCCUGGUUAUCCAUACCGCUAUGAAGGCAACCAGAAAUGUAUUUACACGCUUGUCGGACCCAACAACAGGCGUCUACGCGUUAGUGUGGCGGAUUUUGAAUCUGAGCUUUAUGGCGGCGUUCUCAGCAUCGGAGAGGGAUGCAGAAAGAAGGACUUUGGUAGCAGCGUGAUUGUGGAUCAGCACAGUGGCUUCGUUCGGCCGCUUUAUGACGCCUUUAUCCCCCGGACCAACGUGGUCUGGAUUCGAUGGGUAACGGAAUACGACAGGCCGUACAAGGGAUGGAAGAUUGUGGCUAGCGACACGGGUCUUGUUGGUGAAUUACCACAGGAAGAGGACGGUACCCCGAUUCCCUGUAACCCACCUGGCCCGACCACCCCAGCCACGACAACUGCAGGGCCCACGCCAGGCCCUACCGAAGCCAGUGGUAGCGGUUACCCAGACUGGUACGAGGAUGGGCCUGGUAAUGAAGUACCCGUGGAACCAGAGGUUCCAGACUUCAUACCCGGGACUGAUUACUCUGUGUAGAAGAUGCAUCAACCGUUCGCUGGCAUGCCAUUAUCGACGAGCACGGGGUCUAGGUUCAAAUUUCAGUGGCGAACGUCAUCUUUGUUUUUUCAGUUGAACACAAAUAAUUACAUGUAGAAAUCUGGAACUUGCUUUCAUCCAUAUAGAUCGAUUUUCUGGGUCACCGCAGCCUCUACCGGUGUAAAUCAUGUCGCCCUGAAUGGCGGAGUUAUUCAAAUGGAGUAUUUUUUUGGAAAAACAAAGCUUGUGUCCUAGCCUCUCUGUGUAUGCAUUUUAUUUAAUCCUGUUCGAAAAUUUCCUCGACUACUUGAAUAGAAUUAUAGCUUUUAAUAUGGAAACGAAGAAUGACAAGACACAAAGAAAUAUUUGUUUUUCUGCGAAACAAAGAUAAAAAGUGAGGUAAAUGUUAAGUCUGUUUACCUGUUUGUAAUUUUGAUAACAGCUUAUACUUGCUAAGGUUUAUUUUUAGUCCUAUUCAUUUAUUUUCAGAUGUUGCUUAUUAAAUAGAACUUUAAGGUAUUGUUUUGUUGCGAGUACACUCUCCCGUUACAUUACUGUCAUCUAUUCCUCUGCGUAGAUUUAGUUCGACGAUUACUGGUAGAUGUUAGUGGUCCCCAUAUUUUAUUCAUACCUCUGUUAUGUCUUGAAAUGGUACACUUAGAGCUGAGCUUCGUAGUGUGUCCUUUAAAUUUUGAAAUUCUUAUCCAGACUAUUCACAUGUUGCUAUUUUUAUGCUAAACUUUCUGGCCUCUAUGUAGUUUGCUGAUCUUAUUCGUUACCUGUACUGCAAGUGUCAAGCUUGAGAAAGACAGUACUUUUGUGUUAUAACGAACAGUUCUUUGCGGCAACAAAUCAUUGUUUCGCUUUUGAUUAUGAGACCUAGGAGCACGUGGCAUAUAAAAACAACAGCGUGUUAGAAACGCAUAGGUAUCUGUAACCUAAAUAGGGAUAAUAAAUACAAAGUAGUUUCACCCAAUUAUGGUGUAUCUGCAGUUUAUCACAGAAAACCUCUCCUUCCAUUUUUUUCGGCAGAAUCAUUUUCGACAGGGAUCUUGCAAAAAUACUAAAUACGCGAAAUCAAAAUACGCGCUUGUGAUGUUAAUCUUGUUUGUGGUCAUAUCAUGAAAAACUCUCCAUUUUGACAUUUUGACAUGUUGUUUUCAUGUUACAGUUCAGUGAUACAAAGAAACCCUCAAGGCAGUUCGCGAAGAAACAAAAGUCCAAAGCGACCACGCAGAACAUUGUAGACAAUGAUUUUCUUUCAUAAUGUAGGACUUUAUUAUUGCAACCUUAACUUCAAGGACACAUUCCAAACAUGAGUGUCGUGCUGUUUCCUUUUCCUAUUUACAUUUUACACUGAUUGACGGUGCCAGUCACAAAAGAAAACAAAUAAGUUUAUCAAA
This is a messenger RNA of Acanthaster planci (crown-of-thorns starfish), 4374 nucleotides long. Its product is annotated as tolloid-like protein 1. The record is from RefSeq and is a predicted model, not a curated record. Lineage: Eukaryota; Metazoa; Echinodermata; Asteroidea; Valvatida; Acanthasteridae.